Cryptococcus amylolentus CBS 6039 is the source of this 1296-nucleotide messenger RNA. RefSeq lists its product as hypothetical. Gene Ontology annotation, biological process: endoplasmic reticulum to Golgi vesicle-mediated transport; endocytosis; intra-Golgi vesicle-mediated transport. The transcript is spliced from 5 exons. The record is from RefSeq and is a predicted model, not a curated record. Bases 1 to 1296 code for a protein of 431 amino acids. Gene Ontology annotation, cellular component: Golgi apparatus. Lineage: Eukaryota; Fungi; Basidiomycota; Tremellomycetes; Tremellales; Cryptococcaceae. Gene Ontology annotation, molecular function: GTPase activator activity; metal ion binding.
AUGUCUAGGCAAGACAAAGCUACCACAGAGCGCAACGCCCGUAUCCUCCGUGACCUCGUCAAACAGCCCGAGAACAAGUCUUGUGCCGACUGCAAACGCAACGACACACGAUGGGCAUCGUGGAACUUGGGACUGUAUCUGUGCAUCCGGUGCUCGGGUAUCCAUCGGUCGAUGGGGACGCAUAUCAGCAAGGUGAAGAGUAUUGACUUGGAUAUCUGGACGCCUGAGCAGAUGGAGAAUAUCCAAAGAUGGGGCAACACGAGGGCGAACAGGUACUGGGAAAGACAUUUGAAGGCUGGCCAUGUUCCUCCUGAUCACAAGAUAGAAUCUUUCAUUCGCUCAAAGUACGAGUCCCGCCGCUGGGCAAUGGACGGUCCACCCCCAGCCCCAGAGACCCUCGACUCUGACACCCCCUCUGCCUCUGCCCCUACCCCCGCUCCGGCAUCCCGCCCCACAUCCUCGGCCCCAACACCUACAACCACAGCCGCACCUCCCGUCCCCGCCCAUCUCCCCAAGACCCACCCUCUCUUAUCGCGGUCCGUCGCUGCCAACAAGGCCUCCCCUUCCAAGCCUACACCAGCUGCCAAAGCGCCCAUCAUCGACCUCUUUGGAGACGACGAGGCUCCUGCAGCUACCACUGCUGCUGCCCCAGCCCCUACCCAAGCACCUGCGGCUACUUCCCCUGCCCCAGCGGCGGCACCGACGGGCAGCUCGAUAUUCGACCUCGACUUCCGUGCCCCCUCCGCCACCCCAUCAUUUACCACCUCCCCCACAUCCUCCGCCCCCGCACCCAGAUCAGCCAAAGCAGACAUCAUGUCCCUCUUUUCCACCCCUUCUCCUUCCGCUUCCGCUUCUGCUUCUGCAGGACCGAAUGUAGCUGGCGGGUUCUUUGCGCCUCCAGGAGGUGUACAGGGGCAGAGCCAGUAUGCCAACUGGGGCGGGGGUGUCACGAGCUCUGCGCCGCCUGUACAGCAAAACCCGACACAGGCGCCUGUACCGACUCAAAGUAAUGUCUGGGGUGGGUUCAACGACCAAGCGGCUUGGGGUGCGCCCCAGUCUGCCGCCCCCCAGCAGCAGCAGGUGCAGAUGCAACCGCCUUUGUAUGCCCAGCCGCAACAGGCUCAGCAAAACGUUUCGGCAAACCCCUGGACACAGGCGGGCGGGGCGAGCGACCCGUGGGCUAGUAACUCUUCUGGCGGCGGGGCAGGGUUCUUUGGUGCUGGGUCUGGGGCGGCGCAGGCGCAACCUCUGGCCAAGAAGGAUGACAGGGAUCCCUUUGCCAACAUCUGGGCGUAG